AUGAAGUUCAACGCUCUAGUUCAAGUGACGCUCUUUGCGUCGUCGCUGAGCCCGUCUUUCGUUCUCGGUUACUGUGGGACCAACACGACCUACGUGCCCCUUGAACAAAACAUCCAAGCACGUACAGUCGCAGAAAGAGCCGAGACGCAUCCUAUCGAUGUUUUCUUUCAUGUCGCUAGUACUCAUGCAAACGAAGACCUCAUAACCGACGAGAUGGUGGAUACUCAGUUUCACACCCUCCGCAGCGCCUUUCUACCACAUGGCUUUGACUUCAAGCUCGUCAACACAUCCCGGAUCGUCGAUGACACGAUAGGCACAGGCUUCUACGGCGAUGGCGGCGGAAUAGACGACUACGAUGCGUACGUCGCAUUUUUCAGAGCGAACCGACGAGGUCCCUACGAUUCGCUCAAUGUGUAUUUCUUCAGCGACCUAAUCCCAGGCCUGGGCGGAUCGUGCAACCUCCCGUCGCCUGCGUCGUCGAAUCCUGACUAUGACAAUUUCUGGACUGACGGCUGUAUUCUCAACGCAAACACCAUGCCUGGUAUGCCCGCUACGGGAGAUGACAGCACUGACCAGCCUCGCAGAGGACACGUGGCUAUUCACGAAGUUGGCCACUGGCUUGGCCUCUUACACACAUUUCACGGACGCUUAUGCGAGUCCAUCAACGACCAGGUCAGCGAUACGCCUGCACAGUCCGGUGGUUCAGGGGGGUGUCCCAUUGGAAGGGAUUCCUGCCCCGAUUCACCUGGACUAGACCCUAUUCACAAUUACAUGGAUUAUUCUGAUGAUACCUGGUGA
Ilyonectria robusta is the source of this 798-nucleotide messenger RNA. RefSeq lists its product as uncharacterized. The transcript is spliced from 2 exons. Bases 1 to 798 code for a protein of 265 amino acids. Gene Ontology annotation, molecular function: metallopeptidase activity. The record is from RefSeq and is a predicted model, not a curated record. Lineage: Eukaryota; Fungi; Ascomycota; Sordariomycetes; Hypocreales; Nectriaceae.